Messenger RNA from Knipowitschia caucasica, 1566 nucleotides. Lineage: Eukaryota; Metazoa; Chordata; Actinopteri; Gobiiformes; Gobiidae. The record is from the annotation of a GenBank genome assembly.
AUGUCUUGGGGCAUGACGGGCCAAACGCCAUGCCUGAAAAGUCGUUGGGACAAGCCUGCUCAUGGUGCAUCUUCAAACAGCGCUGUGCCUUCGUCAGCACAAACCGGAGAUGUCUCUGCAGGCGGAGUGGAGAAGGCAGCUGCUAUGGCGGCUAAGAUCAAUGCAAUGUUGAUGGCUAAAGGGAAACUCAUGACUCCACCACCUUUAUUGGCAAAGAAGCCUACAGUCGUCCCGGUGUCUAUUGCCGUCGAGGAGAUGGUGGUCACAGAAGUAGACAUCAAUGACGUUCCUAUUAACAGCAGAGACCUUCUGACUAAAGGCAAAACUCAAGAGGAGAUUCGACAAUUCAGCGGAGCAGUGGUCACAACCAAAGGGCACUACAUGGCAGAUGUUGAAAAGGGCAAAGUAGCAGGACAAAGACCCCUGUAUUUACAAGUCCAAGGGAAAACGCAGGAACAAGUGAACAAAGCCGUGAUGAAGAUAAAGGAGGUCAUUGCUGAGGAUGUGAUCCGGGCGUCGGCAGCCUCAGGGGUGCCGCCUCCUGUCGUGCCUCCUCUCACGCUGUACCCUCAGCCUCCGCGCCCCGUCAUGAGCUCUGGAUUUGUCCCAGCGCCGGUCAUGGGGCAUCGCCCAGCAGCGCCUCACAUCGGGAGUUUUGUGCACACAAAAAUAUUUGUAGGUCUGGACCAUGCGCUGCCUUCUUUCAACGUGAAGGAGAAAGUGGAAGGACCCUCGGGGGCGUAUCUGGGACAUAUCCAAUCAGAGACUGGUUCACGCGUGUUCCUCCGCGGGAAGGGCUCCGGAUACAUCGAACAAGCUUCCAAACGAGAGUCAUUUGAGCCUCUUUACGUCUACAUCAGUCAUCCAAAUCCAGAAGGACUGGAGGCAGCAAAGAGACUCACGGAAAACCUGCUGGGGACGGUGAGAGCUGAACACGCCCGGGUGACGGCAGCGUUCCCAGUUCCUGCUGCGGCAACAACAUUUGCAAGUCAUGGAUAUCCUCCUAAUAGCAAUUACUCUAACCAGGGAUCCUGGUAUAACUACCCAGCCAAUGGGUAUGCAGGCGCCUACCCGGCAGCGUACCCAGCUAUGGUUCAGUAUCCGAUGUGUCCCCGGCCACCGCAGCCCUACAGCGGCCAGGUUCCUGUAGCAGAGAAAGUGGAGGCUGAGGGUUCUGUGAGCGCCCCAGGCACAGGAAGUCCCAAACAGCAGCCGCUCCAGGCUCCGCAGUCUGAGGAGCCCAUCACAAAGUCUCCUGAACGCCCUGCUCCGGUCUCCAAACCAGCAGAAGAGAAAGUCGUCGAACGUCUCCUGAUGCCGCCGCCGCUUCCCCCAGUCUUCACCUGCCCAGCUCCUCCACUCCGUAAGCGGACACGAGACCCUGACCCUCCGGCAGCUGCCCCGCCUCUUGCUCCACCGCCUCUUGCACCACCGCCUCUUGCACCACCGGGUGUCGACGACGAAAUCCAGACAAAGAAAAGCAAAGUGGUGGACGCCUCUGGUCUGGUUCCAUACGGAGCAGACUCCUCUGACGAAGAAGAGGAGACUCACAGCAGUAAGACAUGA